Orbicella faveolata is the source of this 1451-nucleotide messenger RNA. Its product is annotated as cation-dependent mannose-6-phosphate receptor-like. NCBI's taxonomy places the organism in Eukaryota, Metazoa, Cnidaria, Anthozoa, Scleractinia, Merulinidae. Gene Ontology annotation, cellular component: trans-Golgi network. The record is from RefSeq and is a predicted model, not a curated record. Gene Ontology annotation, biological process: protein targeting to lysosome.
AUGGUGACUACGUUUCUCUGUGUUGACGAUCAAGAAAAGGAAGCAAUCAAUCCUUUUGCUUUGCUUCAGUUCUUUUUAACUAGUUCUGUUUUUUUUGGACUUUCAGAACCAACAUACUUUGAUGUACUUUUUGAUUCUGGAGAGGAAUUUGUUCUUAACCACCCGGUUUUACCAAUUACUAUAAUCAAAUUCAGAUGCAAUGAAAAUGCUACAUGGGAGGCCUCAAAAGAUCACACAGAAGUUCCAAGACUUGCCCAUGUGCAUGUAAAUUACACUAUAAAGGAUGAAUUCCUCACGUAUCUUAUAGACCUUGAAUAUAAGGGUGCCUGUCCACCAGGUGGCAGUGGAAGUUCUGAAGAACCCUCAAAACCUCUAAGUGUUGGAUCAAUCUUGCUUAUUUUAUUCUUUCCUGGACUAUUUUUGUAUUGUGUGGUUGGAGCACUGAUUAACAGAGGAGCUGGAAAAACGGGCAAGGAGAUGAUACCUAAUUCCAAGUUCUGGAUGGAGCUCCCAGGGUUAAUUUCGGAUGGCUUUUCAUUUGUUGUUGCUAAGAUUACAUGUUCUGAGAUGUCCACAUCACGGGAGACUUAUGAUCGCAUGUAAUCAUGGCUUUGCAUAUUCUUAGGCAGGUUUAAAAUCUAGGAUCACUAAUUUUGAGUGGGUUUAUCUUGAUAUGCAGUUUAGCGUGGUUUUGUACCUUGAGCAAUGUCUUGAACAAAAUGAUAACAAGGUUUGAGCUGGCUUUUAAUGAUAUGAUUGUACAAUUUACAUGUAUGGAACUGAGAGAUGUGAGGUGUAAGAGAAGAUAGGGUUGGGUAAUGAAUGGUUUCCCCUCCCUGCUAACCUUCCAGUUUUCAGUCAACCAAGACUGCUUAGUAGAAAGACUAAAGAAUGACUGUGCAGCAUUAGUCUCAAUCUGAAGUAAACUAUUAACAAACACCUGCAGAAAAGUGAUGCACAAAAUUGCAGGUAGUUCAUGUUCUCACUGAUAUUAGUGAAGAUAUUUCUUCAAAUUGAGAUUAACUCUGUACAGAUCAGCAAGAAUUUCAUUAAGGGCCAGACACCAGGCAAAUUGACCGGUUGUGGGGACAAUUUUGCCCAGCUGGAUUGACAAUGUAGCAGAACGUUUUUCUUACAAAGAAGUUCAGUUCUAAUAGUUUUGCUGACCUAUGCAAACCAGUUGCCCUUCUGCUGAAAACGUUAAUUAAACCCCGGGUGUGUCUUAAGUCGUUUUGUUCAGCAGUCUAGGUUAGCUCAAAAAUGGACUUUACUGAACAUGGCAAGAAAUGCCUUAGGAUUAAAAAAACAUCCAUAUGAUUCCUGAGUCAGGGUCAUAAUAAUGAUGGCGAGGGUAAAACGCACCAAUUUGAAAGGAUUCCUGGAACUGUCCCAAGUACAUCUGUUCUCCAUUGUAGAUCUCUUAUAGGAUAGGAUGGUUUAGUGUGUAGUAA